Molecule: messenger RNA, 2208 nt
Organism: Caenorhabditis auriculariae
Lineage: Eukaryota; Metazoa; Nematoda; Chromadorea; Rhabditida; Rhabditidae
Source: the annotation of a GenBank genome assembly
AUGGCGACGCAGGUGUCGCGCCGUCGCGGUGGGCGGAGCCGUCGCGGCCUUGUGCCGCCCCGCAAAAUGCAAAUCCAAGCCGACGACGUCGGACAGUUCGAUGAUCCUACCGGUUGAUGACCGGAAGCCGCUUGGGAUCUGGACCAAUGUUUCAAUUUGACCUUUUUUUCUUGGGUUUGGAAUUUUCCAUGUGCAACGAAUGGCUUAUAACUAGCCUUUUCAAAAUUCAAUUUAAAACUUAUUUUGCUAUUCUUAUGAACUUGUUUUGCGAAACUGAGAUCCUUCAACUGGUUUUCAUCAUUCGUUCUGCAAAUUUCUUGGGUUUUCAUCAAUUUAUCCUUGAAAUUUAAACUUACUAUCGAAAAUACAACUACUGAUCAAUCUCCUAGGAAAGAGAAUUGGUUUUUUUUUUCUCGAGAAAACACGAUUCCAAGCCGUUUCCUGUAUCAUUUCGAGUACCUUUUCUUCAAAAAACUCAAGAAAAAUCAAGAAUAAACAUUUUAAUUUAUCAAAACUGUAUUCGUUUAAACAUUUUACCUCCUUUUUUCAACUCACAACUCUAAAAUCCACUCAAAUACUUCAUUAUAACCUCCCUCCUCCACUUGUCAACCACCAUGCCACGGCCAAAACACCCGAAACCACUCUUUAAUAGUUGCCUCGAAAAAGAAAAAGUUUCCCAAGACACGCAAACCUUCGUUCCAGUCGUUGAGUUUCCUCCUUGGAGAUGUUGCGGCGAGAUACGAUUUUGGGACGCUGAAAAUCCGCCGUCGGGCCCAACUUGCAAUAAUAUUUGCCGGCUGUUCCUUUUCUUGCUGCCCGAUCGCUAUCGCUUAUUUUCCGCUCCGACACCUUGUUUCAUUCCGUUUUAAUUGGAUUUCAAUCGGGAUUUAGCCUACUUUAUUUCAAGACGAUCGUUUUUACAGAAUCAAUGCGAAAUUGAUGAAUUUUAUCGUUCCGCUGCUACUGUUGCUUGCAAACGUCCGCACCUGCAGUUCAUUUGUUGAAAAUACUCUUGAAUAUCAUAUUUCUGAAGGUGAUAAUGAAUUCAUUAAAUAUUUUCGAGAAAAAAUGCUUUUUUUUCGACUACGGUAUGUAUAAUGGCCGUGAAGCGUUCUGUAUGCAGAUUCUUAAAAACUGAAAAGAAAAGUUUUUUUUUGUUUUUUCAAAUAAUUUUAAAAUGAUAUUUUUUUUAUUAUAGUAUCAAAUAUCAACUGCGCGAUUUCAGAAGAGAACUUGCAUUUGUUCAUAAUAUACAUUUUAUUCAGAAUAUAUUCUGAAUAGGCCUUUUCUCCGAAUUUUUUACGCCCAUGGCAAAAAGUAGACUCUCCGUGUGAAAAUUACAAUUUCACACGUGCCCCAUCCCACAACCGGUAUAAUUUGUGGAAGAAGGUGCGGUUUUUCUUGCGCAAUCCGAUCCGAUGGGCAAAAUCGAGUCGGAAGCCGUCUUUAUUCGGGCAAAAAGCCAAGAUUUUUACCUCGGAUUGUCGCAGGAGAUCCUGUUUUAAUAAAACAGAAAAAGUAAAAAGGAACAAACUGUGAAAAAUUCUAAAUUGUUUAUAUAUUUAUAAAAUUGAUUAAUAUUCAUUUUUCAGAUGCUCCGAUUGGUAAAAUCGUUGCAAAACUUCCUCUAGAUGAUGAAAUACCUUAUCGACUUGCGAAAAAAACAGUCAUCGUUUUGAUUUCGAUCCGAAAAAGUCUUGAGGUAUUUUUUUAUCAUUUAUGAUAAUGUGAGAUUUUUUUUAAUGAUAGAUUCUUUUUUCAGGUCCGAGUGAAAUCCCCACUGGACCGAGAAGAACUUGAAUCUGAAGAACUUUUGGUUCUUUCCGCGGUACCUUCAAUAACCCACGUCCAUAUCCACAUCGAUGAUAUUAAUGAUAAUGCGCCCAUUUUUCCGGCGGCAGUUCAGGUGGAAACUAUUAUUUAAAAAUAAAAUAGUUUGAUUUUCAGAAAAUCUCGAUCGCUGAGACUUCUCCGAUCGGCUCCAGGACUUCAUUACUUUCUGCAUUCGACCCUGAUUCUGGCCUGAAUGGCACAAUUGUCGAAUAUUCCCUGAUUUCUGUGGAUUUUGGAGAAGCUGAUGAGACCUUUAUUCUGGUUCGAGAAGACGAUCAAAUAUUCCUGGAAGUUCGCCAAAGCUUGGACCGAGAAAUAAAAGCGACUUACGCGUUUAAUUUGACGGCUUCUGAUGGGGGAACGCCUUCUUUGUGA